UCUUUUUUUUUUUUUUUUAAUUUUUUUUGAAGGAAAGGAUAAAAAGGAAAUGAUGCAAUCACAUUGCUUAUCAUCUGGCAAAAAGCUUCACAUCCAUUACUGUCAACAGAUGUUGGUGUAUGAGUAUAUGGCCAACGGCACCCUGCGGGACCAUCUUUUAGGAAAGACUAAAGAACCUCUGGGUUUUGCAAUGAGGUUGAGAAUUGCCAUUGGUUCGUCCAGGGGAAUCCUCUACCUACACACAGAAGCUGAUCCUCCUAUAUUUAAUCGGGAUAUCAAGGCCAGCAACAUAUUAUUGGAUUCCAAAUUCAUUGCCGAGGUUGCCGAUUUUGGACUUUCAAGACUUGCUCCGGUUCCAGAUAUUGAAGGGGCAGCACCUGCUCAUGUAUCCACCGUUGUAAAGGGGACUCCUGGUUACCUUGAUCCAGAGUACUUCCUAACACAUAAGUUGACAGACAAGAGUGAUGUAUAUAGCCUUGGUGUUGUGUUUCUAGAGCUUUUGACAGGGAUGCAGCCAAUCACCCAUGGCAAAAACCUUGCUCGAGAGGUUAAUAGUGCACAUCAAUCUGGAAUGAUAUUCUCGGUUAUUGAUGGAAGAAUGGAUUCUUAUCCCUCCGAAUGCGUGGAGAAGUUCGCAAAUGUUGCCAAGAUGAAACAGAUUCAAGACCUUCAAUGGCAGAGGUGGUCCGAACACUGGAAACCAUAAGCCCUUGUUUGGAUAGAAAAUAGUAAAGGGAAGGGAAUGGAGGAAAAUAAAAGGACAUGGAGGGGGAGGAAAGGAAAGGGAAGGGAAGAAAAUAGAAAGAAAUGAUUUGUGUUAAU
Messenger RNA from Rubroshorea leprosula, 822 nucleotides. The record is from the annotation of a GenBank genome assembly. Lineage: Eukaryota; Viridiplantae; Streptophyta; Magnoliopsida; Malvales; Dipterocarpaceae.